AUGAAUGACGAACACACUUAUGAAUGGGAAACCAUCACAGCAGAGCUAAACAUCAUAAAACCAGUGAAUGAGAUUGAGAUACAGGACGUGUUAGGCAAGAGUUUCGACAAACUGGAAAAAUGGGAAGCAUUCUACGAAAUGUAUGCGAAACGGAUGGGUUUCGGCACAAGGAAAGACGAUGUACGACGUUCUCAUGGGGUCAUUGUAAUGCGGAGGUGGGUUUGUUGUUCAGAGGGUUCGAAAAAAAUCGCAUCACCGGACACACCAAGAAAAAAAAGACCUCAUGAUGUCACUAGAACCGGAUGUCAGGCAGCAUUGCGUAUUUUACUCACACAACCGUCUAACACUUGGAAAUGCAAAGAGUUCAGCACAAUGCACAAUCACGAGCUGGCUUCAUCAAGUGAGGUACAAUUUUUGAGAUCAUAUAGAGUUGUCUCCAAUGGGUUGCUUGCCCAAGUUAGGUCGAUGAACUCCGUAGGAAUUAAAACUGCCAACAUAAUGUCUCAUGUUGCUUUGCAAAGUGGAGGUUACGAGAAAAUGCCAUGUCAACUUCGAGAUGUGUACAACAGGGUUGCUGGUGCGAAGCGAGAAGAGAAGAUAGAGACGGACUCAGAAGGGGCUCUGGGAUUUCUUGAUUGUCUCGCAGAGAAGGAUCCUAAUUUCUUCGUUGUCUAUCAGGUUGACGACGAGAAUCGCUUGGCUAACUUAUUCUGGGCAGAUGGAAACUCACGCGUGGACUAUGUAGCUUUUGGGGAUGUACUAGGAUUUGACACAACCUACAUGACGAAUGAGUACAAUAAGCCCCUCACUGUUCUCAUUGGCGUCAACCACCAUUUCAACACAUGCAUCUUCGGAUUUGCUCUCCUCCUCCACGAGAAGCUUCCAUCAUAUUCUUGGCUACUUCAAAAAUUUCUAGAAUGCCAUGGAGAUAAGAAGCCAAGUGUUGUAGUUACUGACCAAGAUGCGGCCAUGAAACAGGCUAUCGUUGAACACAUGCCUGAUGUUACGCACCGUCUCUGCGCUUGGCAUCUCAAUACAAAUGCUUCGAAAAAGGUUAAAGAUCCGAUCUUCUUAAAAACAUUUAAGGAUCUCAUGUACAACUACUACGAGGAGGAAGAAUUUGAAGCAAGAUGGUUAGACGUCAUCCAAACCCAACAACUAACAGAUAAUGAAUGGUGUCAAACAACAUUCGAGUCAAGACAACAAUGGGCAGAAACGUAUUUAAGGGGUUCAUUCGUUGCAGGAAUGAGAACCACACAACGUUGCGAAUCCAUCAACUCCGCUCUAAAAAAAUUUUUAGAGAAGAAUUAUUGCUUGCGUGAAUUUGUAACAACCAUAGAUAUGACAGUCUCAAAGCUCAGACACAACGAGACUGCAAAUGACUUCAAAAGUAGAUGCACUCGACCUCACCCACCUAAUCCUACAUGCUUGACCACUUACUACAACCAAUGUGCUGAAUUCUACACAAGAACUAUGUACCACAAGGUUGCUGAGCAGCUUGAUUUAGAGAAUAACUAUUUUGUCCUAACUCAAGAGCAAGAAGGAGAGUGGCAGAUAUUCACCAUUGGAAAGUUCCAGCAUCCGGACGUCCAAUACCGAGUUCAUUACUGUGAAGGCCGACGAGCACUACACUCGAAAUCAGAGGACUCGUACAACCGUGCAAAGGAAGAGCUUGAACGGCUAACUCUAAUGUUCAAGGAAGAAUUUGACUUGAAUUCCAAUCCGGAAGGAGAGACGCCACAACCUGGAAGAUAUCGUAGCAACCCCAACAUUAUUAAAGACCCCGAAGUUGUGAGAACAAAGGGUACGGGAAAUACAAGGGAAGGACCAAACGGGGAGCAGAUCCCAAGAAACUCAAGACAUUGUCGCAUUUGUCGCUCAUCAGACCAUGAUUAUCGACGGUGCCCAAAUCGUCAACAUAACACUGGAUCUCAGGGGCAACAACCUCCAAACAAUCAACCAGCAUCUGACUCAUUCAAUGACCACUCCAACGCGUAUUUCCCGGAACCGCCUUCCUCCACACAAGAGUCUUACUAUGGUCAUUCUUAUAACUAG
Cannabis sativa is the source of this 2055-nucleotide messenger RNA. RefSeq names its product protein FAR1-RELATED SEQUENCE 5-like. Lineage: Eukaryota; Viridiplantae; Streptophyta; Magnoliopsida; Rosales; Cannabaceae. Bases 1 to 2055 code for a protein of 684 amino acids. The transcript has 2 exons. Gene Ontology annotation, biological process: regulation of DNA-templated transcription. The record is from RefSeq and is a predicted model, not a curated record.